Molecule: messenger RNA, 3327 nt
Organism: Sclerotinia sclerotiorum 1980 UF-70
Lineage: Eukaryota; Fungi; Ascomycota; Leotiomycetes; Helotiales; Sclerotiniaceae
Exons: 6
Coding region: 1-3327 (1108 amino acids)
Cellular component (GO): HDA1 complex
Source: RefSeq, a predicted model, not a curated record
AUGGAUUUUUCAAAUACUGAUCGCGCAGUUCAACCAAAUGAUCCAAAAGUUACACGACAAAGGCGUUUGAAGCGCAAAAACCUUGCAGAAUCUCCAGUACGACAGCCGAGUCCUUCUGAGAAGAGGUUAAAGCAAAAAGAGGAUUCCCCGCCUUUAUAUAACAUAAAGGGCAUAUUGAGUGAGCGAAAAAUUGGUAAAACUACCGAAUUCCUGAUCGAUUGGGAAGACAACCCGGAAACAGGGGAACCUUAUGAACCAACUUGGGAACCUUAUUCGAAUGUCACAGAAGUUGCAAUUUAUGAAUGGGAAAGCAAACAAGCCAUUAACAAAUACAAGUCCCAAUUACAACACACUUCCUCCCAAGAUAGCGAACCUAUACCACCGAGGACGCGAAGUAAAUCGAAUAUACCCGGAGCCCCUGGCUUAUUAAGGAGGAGAUCGGUGCGGAAUACCAAUGAAAUCGCUGGAGAAAGGGUCGGAACGAAGAACAAGACCAGGGAGAUCAGGGAUAGUUACGAGAACCAAGGCUCGAGCUCUAGCAAUGAUCUUUCAAUUGUGAUUCCUCUCAAUAAGGAAAUAAACCCCAACGAAUAUACCGUGUUCAGGUCAUCUCAAGUGUCAAACUACUCGAGCACUCAAGCAGAUCUACAAGCGUCUUCUCCUCUGCAAGUCCCAAAUUCCCUGGAUUCUCAAUCAUUAUUGCCACGUAGAAAAUCAGCACCAGCCUUUAUUUGGGACGAGGAUAUUGAAGCAGGCUCCCAAUAUCUAUCUGGCUCAACUUCAUAUAAUCCAUCCAUUCCGAGAAGAGCGAGUGAUUGUGAAGAAGACUCUCCCCUAUCGGUACAUGCCGAGGUUUCGGACCGAGCCCGGAAAGGUAUUGCCCGUAGUCACCUUAGCCCAGAAGCCCUUAUUACACAACAUACCGAUACCGUCGAUACCGUAACCGUCGCGAAUGAAGAGGAGCGAGAAGGAGGUUUUAGUAAUAACAUAAAUCAAAGAGCACCUUUGGAGAAAUCCUCCAUUCCGGACAGUUUUACAAUUGAUCAUUCACUUUCAUCAAUUAAUGUGAAUCUAGUACAGUCCGCCCCACAGGAACCCUUGACACCAAAGCCACAACAACACUUAAGAUCGCAACCCUUAAGAUCUAACCGUACAGACCGUACAGACAGUGAGGAACCAUCUCAAUUACCACCAGUCACAAAUAUUUCUCCGGCAUCAGAAAAUUCAAUAUCUUAUUCCAAGCAAAGUUUUGAUCAUUCAUUAGAAGAGAAAGCAGGUCCAUCUGAAUCUCAGAAACAACUACAGCCACAGCUAUCGCUGGAGAUACCCGAUUCGUAUCUUUUGAGCGAUCCAUUCACUAAAAGCUCUCCAGCUCAAGGUGUGAACACGCAAACUGCUAGUCAAGAUCGUGCUUCCUCUUUGCCUAACGAUAACCCUCAUUCCAGAACAUUGCUGUCUGAUUCUCAGCGUUCCCAAUCACUCCCUUCAUUUACCAAUCUUGACUCGAGCCCAGAAGCAACUUGCCAAGCUGCACAAAUUAUCAGCCAAAUUCCGAGUACCUCAUCUCAAGAUCUUAACCGUGAAAAUUCACAGUCCCAAGGCUCUCUAGACCACGUGCAGGCUGAUAAUUCCGAAGUCUCAGAAUUUACAACCACACACCUAGACCAAUAUCUCGAAGGUCAUCAUCAUCUCUCAAAGUUUGUGUCGGAAAAGCACUGCGUUAUACAUAGCCGCGAAACCCGUACUGAAAUACCUGAAACGCAGCCUUCUGCAUCCGAGCCUUCCACAGAAGCAGCUUUGCCACAAGUAUUAGCGAGUAUCGAGUCCGGCGCGCAUCUUCAAAACGCCGAAUUGCAGUCUCAAGAAUCGCCAUUGUCGCAAGGGCCGGCCGGAUUAGCCUGGUCCAGCGGCAGAAAUUCACCACUACAUUCGUCUUAUCUCGUUGAGAAAAUGUCGGCAGUCGGAUCAAGUGCUUCCCAUCUUGCUGUUGACUUGAUUGUGGAGGAAUCUUCAACUCAGAGCCUAGAUGACAGUGCGCAAGCUAGGAACCCGGAUAAGCGCGCACCUUUAUUGUGGCUUGUCAUCACAAACUCCAUUGAGCAUGUGGAACUAUGUAUACCUGCAACAUUAGAAUCAUCGGAGCGGAAAGAUAGGUUAGUCCAAUAUGUCGCUCAAACUCGAAAAUUCAUUGGACGUUUAGAUACGAGUAUCUAUCCCGAGCCGCAACAGGCCGCCAGAGGAGCUGCAGAGUAUGUCCUUGAUGAUUCAAUUGAAGCAGAAUGGCCCAUAAUGCCAAUGCCAAACAUUGACAUUUCUUUGCCCGGUCAUGGAGCUUUCAACCGCCAACCAGAUUCACUGACACAAUCUUUAUUUUCACCGGUGGAACCAAUAUCACAGUCCGGUUUCAAGCGACCGUCUGAUUUCGAUGCUUUAGAUGAUGAUAAUGCGAUCAAGCGUCAGCGGAUGACACCUUCGAGGCCUGAUUCAAAUACCGUGAACGGUAACAUGGCAGAUCUUAAAGAGAUAAGGUCGUUACGAGCUCGAUGCGAGGACUAUGAAAAGAGCAUUAAACGAAUCCAACCAAAAUAUCAACGCGCUCUUGACGAGAAAGCCAGAUAUGAACACGAGAACGCUCAGGCUGUAAAACGUCAAUCCGAAUACGAAAAGAAACUAGAGAUACAUGAUGGAGCGGCCGCCAAACUUCGUGAAGAGAAUGCGUCAUUAAAAAAUGAGUUAGCUGUUGCGCAGAACUCUCUUUCUACAUCUGCAGUUCCUUCUAUUGCCGAACUUCAAAAGGCCAAAGACGAUCUUCGUGCUGCUCAAGCUGAAAUCGAACGUCUCAAGAAAGGUCAAGUUAGUGUAGAAAAAAGAGCUGAUUAUGCAACAUCUCUUUAUCAAGAAAGCUCCCAACAAGCCCAAGAAAUGCGCAAUCAACUCACGAACCUUCAGUCUGAACGUGAGGGUCUUCAAAAGCAAGCCUCUGCCGCCCGUGUCGAGAUUCAGAAAAUAAAUAACGAUGGAAUCAUUCAGCAACAAGUAGAUACCAUCAAUGAACUUAAGAGAGAACUCGCGGAAAGAGAACGCAUGUUAGAGAGUCUCACUAGACAACUGGAGUCAUAUACCAAUGGACGCAGAACAACACGCGGCACCAGCGUUCCAAGAAGUCCAAGAAUGAGCAACAUGAGUCCAAGACCGAGAGUAUUGGGUAGCAUGGCACCGGGAAGCAACACGGCUAGUAGGGGAAAUAGUCCCGCACCUGGAGUCUUUGGUGGUGAUUUGUUUCAAGGCGGUGAUGCCGGAAGGCGAUUUGGUGCCCAUUUGCAGUAG